AUGUUCAAUCGGAAAGAUAUGCCUACUGUCCCAAACCCCUUCGCGUCUCGACAGGAGCCGCCACGCCCGUCGCCACAGGGUUACUCGAAUCCCAACCAAGGGCCUCCACGGUAUGAUUACGGCCACGUCCCCAUGCCCACGGGGCAUAUCUCUGACGGCGAUGUGCCCAUGACUGACGCAAACUUCCUAUCAAGUGGAUACGGAUCACCUCCAGCACAAAACAUGGGCAGACCGCCACAACCGAUGCCUGGGCGCAUGCCGUCUGCAGGCGGACGGACUUGGACUCUCCACCCCAGCAAGAGUCCAAACGACAACUACACUUUCGGUAACCUUGUCGCUGUUUCGCCCCAAGACAUUCCUCCCAGUCGCGACGGCACCGAUGUGCUCCUACUCAUCAAUGACGUUUUCGUCUUCUCCGCCCGUCCUCUGGAUGGCUUCCCGCCUGGACUCAUGAGCAUGUCGGACCCUCAGCGGACAUGGGCGAAUAUCGGGUUGAGAGAUGCUAUCAAAGUGCAGCUGUAUGAUCCAUUUAGCCAGGGUGGUCAGGCUUAUCUCGGAUCUGCGGACAUUGAGGUCAGCUUUGCAUCGGUCAAGAAACGAGUAGAAGCACCAUACGAUCAAGAUGAGCUAGCAAACGCUGUGAUCAAGAAUUUCGAAAACCAACUGUUUGCUCCAGGCCAGCGGGUCUUGAUGGACCACAGGAGUAUCCCACUUUUGUUGCAGGUCAAGACUGUUCAGCGAGUCGAUUUGACAUCGGAGAAAUCCGACUCCAAUGCUGGCGAAGUUGAGACAGACCCGGCAGCCCGCGGAAUCAUCACGCGGCAUACGCAGCUUAAUUUCUACAAGGACUCUGCCACAGGUAUCAAUGUCAAGGCUUCCAACCGACGCCCCGCUGCCAACUCGAUUAUUCAACCCGGCUUCAAGUUUGAAGAUAUGGGAAUUGGUGGUCUGGAUUCCGAGUUCAGCACCAUUUUCCGUCGUGCUUUUGCUUCUCGUAUCUUCCCUCCCGGCCUGGUUGAGAAGCUGGGUAUUCAACACGUCAAGGGUCUUCUUCUUUACGGACCCCCGGGUACUGGUAAAACUUUGAUUGCCCGCCAGAUCGGAAAAAUGCUUAAUGCCCGAGAGCCGAAGAUCAUCAACGGACCCGAGGUUUUGAAUAAAUAUGUUGGUCAGUCCGAGGAGAAUAUUCGAAAGAUGUUUGCGGAUGCCGAGAAGGAAUACAAGGAGAAGGGCGAUGAAAGUGGCCUUCAUAUCAUUAUCUUUGAUGAGUUGGAUGCUGUUUGCAAGCAACGUGGUAGCGGCGCAGGCGGCGGUACUGGUGUCGGUGACAGUGUUGUCAACCAGCUUUUGUCUAAGCUGGACGGUGUUGACCAGCUUAACAACAUUUUGUUGAUCGGUAUGACCAACCGAAUGGAUAUGAUUGAUGAAGCAUUGCUCCGUCCUGGUCGUUUGGAGGUGCACAUCGAGAUCUCCCUUCCCGACGAGCACGGUCGAAGCCAAAUCCUCAAGAUUCAUACAGAGAAGAUGCGCAACAACAAUGUCCUCGAUACAGACGUUAAUUUGCCAGAGCUUGCAUCCGUCACUAAGAACUUUUCUGGUGCCGAGAUUGCUGGUUUGGUCAAGUCGGCCUCGUCAUUUGCUUUCUCUCGCCAUGUCAAAGUCGGUACCAUGGCCAGCAUCAAUGACGAUGUCAUCAACAUGAAGGUUAACCAAUCUGACUUCCACCAUGCCCUGACCGAAGUAAAACCUGCCUUCGGUGUCUCCGAGGAAGAACUUUCCAGUCGCAUUCAAUAUGGCGUUAUCCACUACUCAGAGACCAUCAACGAGAUCAUGCGAGAAGGCGAGCUAUUCGUCAAGCAAGUUGGCCAGGCGGAGGCCACUCCUCUAUUCUCUGUCCUGCUUCAUGGCCCCCCUGGCAGUGGUAAAACGGCACUCGCGGCACGCAUCGCCAUUGACUCCGGCUUCCCCUUCAUCAAGCUCAUCAGCCCAGAGGACAUGGUUGGUUUCAGCGAACCCGCUAAGAUCCAGCAUAUUAGCCGAAUCUUUGACAGUGCCUACAAAUCCAACACCAGCAUUGUUGUCAUUGAUAACAUCGAACGUAUCAUUGACUGGGUACCCAUCGGUCCCCGCUUCAGCAACAGCGUUCUGCAGGCCCUCAUGGUCUUCCUCCGGAAGCAGCCUACCCAUGGACGCCGUCUAUUGGUUCUAGCUACUACCACCGAGCGUGCUCUGAUGAAGCAGCUUGACGUGUACAACUCUUUCAACUCGGAUAUCAUGGUUCCCAAUGUGCAGUCUUUCGGCGAGCUGCGCUAUGUCAUGGAGCAGUCCGGCGCCUUUGACGCCCAGGAAAUCGCUCGCGCUUUGGAAAACAUCGGAGGUCUAGCAGAUGACGGCCGCGUGAGCGUGGGAAUUAAGAAGGUGCUCCUCGGUAUCGAAACUGCUAAGCAGGAUGCUGAUAAGGUUGGCCGAUUUGUACGUGUUAUUAACCGGGCCAUUGAGGAGCAGUCAUUCGCCUAG
This is a messenger RNA of Penicillium verhagenii, 2517 nucleotides long. Its product is annotated as AAA family ATPase SEC18. The record is from RefSeq and is a predicted model, not a curated record. Gene Ontology annotation, biological process: intra-Golgi vesicle-mediated transport; SNARE complex disassembly; Golgi to plasma membrane protein transport. The transcript is spliced from 3 exons. Gene Ontology annotation, cellular component: Golgi stack. Gene Ontology annotation, molecular function: ATP hydrolysis activity; ATP binding. Lineage: Eukaryota; Fungi; Ascomycota; Eurotiomycetes; Eurotiales; Aspergillaceae. Bases 1 to 2517 code for a protein of 838 amino acids.